This is a messenger RNA of Zeugodacus cucurbitae (melon fly), 1457 nucleotides long. Its product is annotated as serine-arginine protein 55-like. Lineage: Eukaryota; Metazoa; Arthropoda; Insecta; Diptera; Tephritidae. Gene Ontology annotation, molecular function: mRNA binding. The transcript has a single exon. Bases 220 to 1332 code for a protein of 370 amino acids. Gene Ontology annotation, biological process: alternative mRNA splicing, via spliceosome; mRNA splice site recognition. The record is from RefSeq and is a predicted model, not a curated record. Gene Ontology annotation, cellular component: ribonucleoprotein complex; nucleus; cytoplasm.
CAAAGGUAAUUAAAGAGGUGACGAAGGUCAAAUGAUCUUCAACACCAUUAUGUAAAUAAUAAUUUCGUGCACCAGAUCAAUUCUAAAUUUUGCAUAAAUACUGAAGCUCGAGCUAAGAAAGUUCGUAGUCAGUCAGCGAGCACCGCGUCGUUAACAUAGACAGUACGAUUAAUAUAGAUAUAAAGUAAGAAAGAAAGACAUAACAACUUAAGAAUAAAGAUGAGCAGCUCUAGAGUUUACGUUGGCGGUUUGCCGUAUGGAGUACGUGAAAAAGAUUUAGAACGCUUCUUCAAAGGUUUUGGCCGCACAAGAGAUAUUUUACUAAAGAACGGCUAUGGCUUUGUAGAGUUCGAGGAUUCACGUGAUGCUGACGAUGCCGUAUACGAGAUGAACGGCAAAGAAUUGAUGGGCCGCAGAGUAGCAGUGGAGCCUGCCAAAAGUACAGCACGUGACCGUAAUCGCGAUCGUGAUCGUUACGAUGGUGGACGUCGUGGCGGGCGUUAUAACGAAAGAGGCAGAAAUACACGUUUCGGCCCGCCACAACGUACCGAAUAUCGCUUGAUUGUGGAGAAUUUAUCGAGUAGCGUUAGCUGGCAAGAUCUGAAGGAUUACGUACGCACAGCCGGCGAAGUAACCUACUGUGAUGCACACAAACAACGACGCAAUGAGGGAGUUGUAGAGUUCGCCACAUCAUCCGAUAUGCGGCGCGCCAUAGAUAAGUUAGAUGAUACCGAGCUAAAUGGUCGUCGUAUACGUUUAAUUGAGGAUCGUCGCAGCGGACGUGGCGGUGGUGGUGGUCGCGGCAGAUCACGUUCAAAUUCACGCUCUGUGUCACGUCGUCGUUCACGCUCCAAAUCAGCACGUUCGUCACAUUCACGCAGUCGUUCUAAAUCACGUUCAAAAUCCAAAUCGCCAGUUAAAUCGCGUUCCCGUUCCCGUUCACGUGGAAAGAAGUCUCGUGAGCUGAGCAAAUCGCGUUCUCGCUCGCGCUCUUCCAAACGUUCGCGCAAAGAUGUCUCCCGUGAACGUUCUAAGUCACCACGUCCAUCGCGUUCCAAACAGGAUUCGCGCUCACCAUCUAAAUCACGCGGUAAGUCCCGUGAUCGCUCCAGAUCACGCUCACCAUCCAAGUCACGUGGUGAUUCUCGCAAGCGUGAUCGUUCUCGUUCCAGAUCGCGUCACUCGUCGCGUUCACGACGUGAUUCACGCUCGCCAUCUCGUGGAUCUCGUGACGAUUCACGCGAUCGUUCCGCUUCACGUUCCCGCUCUCGCUCUGCUUCACCGAGAAAGGGUAAAGACUCACGUCACAUGGAUGAGAGUAUGGAUGAUUAAGUGAAAUAUCAACAUCUUAUUUGGUAUCAUCCAGUAAUUUAUGACUACCUAUAUAUAUUGUUUAUUUAUAACAUACAUAUAUAUAAAUAAUUUGUAACUUGAAAGUAUUUGAAUAAAGAGCAUUU